AUGAUUUAUAAAGCAUCCUUUACGUAUUUGGCGUUGAUCGGGCUAUUGUAUCCACUGAUACUCUUGGUAUCCGUUCAAGUUGACACAUCGUUUUGUUAUAAAGGAAAAAAAUAUGAACUUUUGCGGGCCCCGCAGUGUGGAUAUAGCAAUGUCAGGCAUCCGAAAAUAGUGAAUGGUGUCCCAUCGAAACUUAAUGCAUGGCCAUGGAUUGCUGUACUCGGUUACCAGAACAAAACUCACCCCUUACAAUGGCUGUGCGGUGGCUCGCUAAUAACAUCCAGACACGUGCUGACCGCUGCUCAUUGCAUAAUAGAGGGUUUCUUAAAAUACGUUCGACUCGGCGAGUUAGACUUGUCUAGCACCAAAGACGGGGCGCAUCCCGUUACAGUCACAGUGGAUAAGAAGACAGUGCAUCCGAAUUACGUUGAGGGCCAGCAUGUGAACGAUGUUGCCGUUCUCAAGCUAUCGAAGGACAUAACGUUUACAGAUGCGAUACACCCGGUUUGCCUACCCAAAGAUGAGCCCCUCAAAAGCAGCAAUUUCGUGGGCACUCAUCCAUUCGUUGCGGGUUGGGGUGCAACGCGCUACCGUGGCCAGGGAAGUCCCAUAUUAAGAGAGGUAGAAGUGGAGGUGCUCAAGAAUGAUAUUUGCAAGAAAGCUUACAGAAAUUUUCGCAAUUCAGUUAUUGAUAAUCGCGUGAUAUGCGCCGGAUAUGAAAUUGGAAAAAAAGAUUCUUGCCAAGGUGACAGCGGAGGCCCACUGAUGAUACCCAUGAAUACGACGUACUAUGAAAUAGGAGUAGUAUCUUAUGGCCAUAAUUGUGCUCGGAGAGGAUUCCCCGGUAUCUAUUCCAGGGUCACAGCUUUCCUACCUUUCAUCACUACGUCGCUAACUUAAAGAUAACAAAAUUGAAAGUUACUGUUUAAGAUAAAUAAGACACUGAAUAAAAAAGUGUAUCUUAGAGCAUGUUAAUUAGGUAUUAAUUAUUUCUCCCCAAAAGUUCCUAAUCAUUGACCCUAAAAUCGCGGCAAUUAAAAUGACUUAUAGCUAAUAAUUCUGCAAACUGUAUUUAUAUUAUCUGCCCCGUCCCAGGCUUGUUAUUUGCUACAAAAUUCCUCUCGCUUACACGUUGUAAUGUUGGCAUGUCUAAUGUUUAGAUUUUUCUUCAACAGUGCGAUUUUCUUUUACUUUUU
Ceratina calcarata is the source of this 1193-nucleotide messenger RNA. RefSeq names its product venom protease-like. The transcript is spliced from 6 exons. Gene Ontology annotation, molecular function: serine-type endopeptidase activity. NCBI's taxonomy places the organism in Eukaryota, Metazoa, Arthropoda, Insecta, Hymenoptera, Apidae. Gene Ontology annotation, biological process: proteolysis. Bases 1 to 897 code for a protein of 298 amino acids. The record is from RefSeq and is a predicted model, not a curated record.